CCAAUUUGAUUCCUAGGAUCAUGUGAAAGAAAAAUUAGAAGGUCACUAUUUAUGUUGGUUCCUUUCCAAAUAUUUUUCCUUUUCUUUUCCCUUUCCAAUUAGAAGAUGAUGAUAUUGGUCGCGUAGGUAUCGAUCAUGUCAUGAUGUGAUAAAUACAGUCAUCGAUGUUGGUAAUAAGGCGGAAGGGGCCGCCACAGCUGUCCGCGCUGCCAACUGCUGCUGGAGAUACGUUUCAAAUUAAUUUUGAACCAUCUAAAGGCCCGUGGCAUUCUUGUUUACAUGCUUAUAUUUUCCCAAGUGUUUAAAAUUCUGGUUGGAUUGGAGAACUCCGUGAUUGGAAUUGAGGUUACCUCAGAUGGUUGUGAUGGUGUAUUAUUCCCCACUUUGAACAAUAAACAUAUUCCCAUUUUGGGUUAUGAAGAUUUCUUAACAAAGAAGAAGAGGAAGAGAAUAGGGUGGUAUUUUUUAUUUUAUUGAUUAGGAAAAGUCAGAAUUGAGGCAUAGUUACAAUAAAAGAAUUUGGGACAGAUUGGUGAGAUGGGUUUUCUGAAUUUGGUGUGGCCACAAUCUCCAAGCCAUGUCCGUGUCAAUGGGCCGGUCACCGGUGGUGGCCUUAGUCAGAAUGGAAAGUUCACCUAUGGAUAUGCAAGUUCUCAGGGUAAAAGGUCUUCGAUGGAGGAUUACUAUGAAACGAGGAUUGAUGGUGUAGAUGGAGAGAUGGUUGGUCUCUUUGGAGUCUUUGACGGUCAUGGCGGAGCUCAAGCUGCAGAAUAUGUUAAAAGAAACCUUUUCAGUAAUCUGGUCAGGCACCCUAAGUUUCUUUCUGAUAUCAAAUCAGCUAUAGUUGAUACAUUCAGCCAUACGGACUCAGAAUUCCUGAAGAACGAAAGCGAUCAGAACAAGGAUGCCGGGUCGACUGCUUCCACUGCUAUCCUUCUCGGUGACCGUUUGUUGGUCGCAAAUGUUGGGGACUCAAGAGCUGUUAUUUGCAGGGGUGGUGACGCUAUUGCCGUCUCUCGAGAUCACAAACCAAAUCAUACAGAUGAGAGACAGAGAAUUGAGAAUGCUGGAGGUUUUGUGAUGUGGGCAGGAACUUGGAGAGUCGGUGGAGUGCUAGCUGUAUCUCGUGCAUUUGGUGAUAAACUGCUGAAGCGGUACGUGGUUUCUGAUCCAGAAAUUCAGGAGGAAAAAGUCGAUGGCACCCUUGAGUUUCUCAUCCUUGCAAGUGAUGGACUUUGGGACGUCGUAACAAAUGAGGAAGCUGUGUCUAUGAUUAAGCCAAUCCCAGAACCAGAAGAAGCAGCAAGAAGGCUGCUGCAGGAAGCACAUGAGAGGGGCAGCGCUGAUAAUAUCACAGUCGUCGUUGUCCGGUUUGUCACAGAAGAAGAAGAAUCAUCCAACGCUCCUGUCCGAGAGCCGUCAUCUGCUUCUCAACUUCACGAAGGACAUACAUGCAAACAGAGCCAGUAAAAAGGUGGUGCUUUACUAAUAUAUAAAAACAGACAUAAGUGCUGCUG
Molecule: messenger RNA, 1517 nt
Organism: Sesamum indicum (sesame)
Lineage: Eukaryota; Viridiplantae; Streptophyta; Magnoliopsida; Lamiales; Pedaliaceae
Source: RefSeq, a predicted model, not a curated record